CGGUUGCCUGGCAACCAGGCUACCGUGCCUCCUCCUCCACGCCCCGCCCCGCGUGGACACGCUGCGGCCCAAUAGCGGCUGCGGCGUCCGGUCCUGUCUCCUGGAGACGGGGUCACGGCGGCGACCACCGGAGCGGUGCGCGGGGGAGAGCGGGCAGGCUAGAACCCUGUUCCCUUGCUAGAACAAGAAAAAUAAAAGCCAUCUUCCGAAGUCACUCAGUGUCUUGUCCUGAUUCUUCUCCUUCUGACUCUUUCUCUUCAGUGCGUGGCGCUGGGUUCCUCGUCGGGACGCAUUCACAUCCCCCCACAGCGGGGCGUGGAGCGCUCCGCCGGGUUCAGCUGAUGGCGGCGCGGUAGCGGGUGGCUUCCUUCUUGAAGGUUUAUCUGCCUAAGAAAAUACCAUGUUUCCACUCCCUUGCCAGUAAAGCAUCCUUAAGUAUGGAGAACUUCAUUCUUUAUGAAGAGAUAGGAAGAGGAAACAAGACCAUUGUUUAUAAAGGAAGAAGAAAGGGGACAAUCAAUUUUGUUGCAAUUCUUUGCACUGAUAAAUGCAAAAGAGCUGAAAUAACAAACUGGGUUCGUCUGACUCAUGAAAUCAGACACAAGAAUAUAGUGACAUUUCAUGAAUGGUAUGAAACGAGCAACCAUCUCUGGCUUGUAGUAGAGUUAUGCACAGGUGGUUCUCUAGAAUCAGUUAUCGCUCAAGAUGAACAUCUACCUGAAGAUGUAGUGAGAGAAUUUGGCGUAGAUUUGAUUACUGGUUUACACCACAUUCAUAACCUUGGGAUUAUCUUUUGUGAGCUGACACCUGGAAAGAUUCUGCUGGAAGGGCCUGGUACUUUGAAGUUCAGUAACUUUUGCUUGGCUAAAGCAGAUGGAGAAGACUUGGAAGAAUUUUUCGCUUUAGUUGGAUCUGAAGAAACAGGAGGAGAUGUUGAAAGCACUCCACAAAGAUAUCUGAAAAACAGGCUUCGAGGCUCUCCAUUAUACACAGCUCCGGAAGUACUAAAGGGAGAAGACUUCUCCAAGUCCAGUGAUCUGUGGUCCUUGGGAUGCUUACUUUAUGAAAUGUUCUCAGGAAGACCACCAUUCCUCUCAGACAACUUUUCUGAAUUAACUGAGAAGAUUUUGUAUGAAGAUCCACUGCCACCUAGGCCAAAGGGUUCUGAUUUUCAGAAACCUUCUGCAGAGUUCAUUAGCUUACUUGAUGGCUUGCUUCAAAAGGAUCCUCAGAAGAGGCUCAAUUGGACCGACCUAUUGCAACAUCCAUUCUGGAAAGACUCCCUUAACCAUUGUGAUGGUGAUUCUUCAGACAGCCAGGGCUUAAGCAAUGAAGACAUGGAGUCAUGGAAUACCAAAGAGCUGGAAGACGCUUGUAAAAACCUACCAUCUUCAAGAGCAGAUAAUAAGCUACUAAGCAAUUCUUUCAAAACAGUAGAAAAUCCGACUGAAUUGCGCCCCAAAAACGCAGUUGGUGAAUCAAAUGAAUCCAUAUUUCUUCUCAGUUCUCGUCCUACUCCAAGAACCAGCACUGCAGUAGAUGUCAAUGAUGUUGCUAUCGCCCCAAUCCAAAAUUCUCCACAAAAGGAUUCAUGCUUGACAAGGGCUAAAAAUGUGUGCUCAAGUCAGCAAGAUAUGGAAUCAGCAUUGAAAGAGCUCAUUUACACUGAAUCUGAUCUUAUCGUAACACCAAUCAUUGACAAUCCAAAGAUAAUGAAGCAAGUGCCAGUUAGAUUUGACUCAAAAGCUUUACAUAUACCAGCAUAUUCAGCUGAGAAGUUGUCAUCUCUGAAAGAUGUGGACUGGAACGACUUCUUGCAACAAGCAUGUUUGUUGCUUGAUUCCACCGAGAAGAAUCCAGGAACAGCACGUUCUAAACUGAAUUUACUGUAUUACCUCUGUGCUGUGGCUGUCCACAAGGAAGUUGCAAGCAGGCUAAUUAACUCUCAGCUGUUUCCAGUGUUAAUACAGCAGCUGCGUGCCGCUGCCAACUGGGAUAUACGUGCUAAAGUGGCUCGAGUGAUUGGUUUGCUGGCACUGCACACAACUGAGCUUGGAGAAAACGUACCUGUGUCUGAGGCAUUUAUACUUCUAACAGAACUCAUCAGAGAGAACUUCAGAAAUAGCAAAUUGAAACAAUGUCUUUUACCAGCACUUGGGGAGCUUCUUUAUCUUGUAGCCAGUGAGGAAGUAAAAAAAGAGCACCCCAGAGAAUGCUUGGCUGUUCCCUUGGUGGCUUACACUGUGCUAAUGAGGUGUCUUCGGGAAGGGGAAGACCGGAUAGUAAACCAUUUGGCAGCAAAGAUCAUUGAAAAUGUUUGCACUACUCUCUCCUGCUAUGCACAAGGAUUUAUUACAGGAGAAAUUGGACCUGUCUUAUGGUAUCUUUUCACACAUUCUACCAUAGAUUCUUUGAAAAUAACUGCUGUUUCGGCCUUAUGCAGAAUUACUCGUUAUUCACCCAGUGCUUUCCAGAGUGUCAUUGAGAAGGUGGGAUUAACAGCUGUACUAAAUUCCUUGGUAACUGGAAUAUGCAAAAUUCAGCAGAAUGUGCUCACCAUGUUUUCUGCAAUGUUGUCAUGUGGAAUUCAUCUCCAGAGGCUGAUGCAAGAAAAGGAAUUUGUGACUACAGUUAUUCGUUUACUUGAAAGUCCUUCAACUUUUAUACGAGCGAAAGCAUUUCUGGUCUUAUUGCAAGUUUUAAUAAAUAGCAGGGAAAUGUUGCUACUCAGCUGUCAAGCAAGGCUUGUGAUGUAUAUUGAAAGAGACAGCAGAAAGACCACAGCAGGAAAAGAGCAGCAAAGCGGCAAUGAAUACCUGUCAAAAUGCCUGGAUCUUCUCAUCCAUCACAUUGUACGGGAGCUGCCAGGGAUUCUAGGUGACAUUCUCAGUACCUUAACUAGUGUCUCUGGACGCAAACACCCAUCAACAGUUCAGGCCAAACAGCUGAAGAUGUGCCUUCCCAUGAUGCCUGUAGUGCUUCAUCUUGUGACAUCCCAGGUAUUUCGUCCUCGGAUAGUCACAGAGGAGUUUCUUUUCAACUAUGGGACCUUACUUAAUUUUAUCAGAUCGAUAGAUUCAGGAGAAACAAAUUUGGAUGGAGCAAUAGGUCCAGCUGCAUCGGAAGAACUGAUUAAGAGUACUUUAUCAACAUUUGAAGCAAUAACACUGCAUCCUGCCUUGUUGAGAACCCAUCACUUGACUGUUGAAGGUUGUAUCCUCCCACCACUAGUCUCUUUGGUCCACAGUCAGAAUGUGGAAUGGAGACUCUUCAGUUUGCGGUUGCUCUCAGAAACCACAUCACUACUCUUAAACCACAAGGUCAUGGCUGAGGAGAGAGAGAAGAGCCUCGAGUCAAACAGAAAGCUUCUGUCUCUCAUUAGAGAUUCAUUGCUGCCUCAGUAUGAAUACAUCCUGAUGGCUCCAGACCCAGUACCACUGUAUGCUCUGAAACUGUUGGUGGCCCUGACUGAACACAGCCCUGCUUCCGUGAGCCUUGUGGAAGAAAACCAUCUUUUUCCAGCUCUUUUCCAAGUUAUCUUGGUUUGUCUUUCUGAUCCCCUGUGCCCAUUACAGGGUUCAGUUCCUGUCCCUUCCUUGUGCUGAGCAAGUGGUUCUUUGCUAUCCAUACGGCUACAGGAAGAAAGAUUGUGACCUAGAAUGUUUUUUUUUUUAAAUUUACUUGGUUGCUUUCAAACUCCUGCCUACCAACUGAAACAAUCAUCAGUUUCAACAUCAUGGUAUUAAAUAUGGUGACCGACAGCUUUUGCUCUGCAGUUUGAGAAAGUUAGAUCGGUCCCUCUGGCAGCUGUGUAAGCUCUGCUUGGUGGAUGACAUUGCUUCUAAUUUUCUAUUGCAACGUCAGGUGAUUAGGUAUCAAGCUUGGAAUUAGAUUAAAUUGUGUACAAGGACAAAACUUAUUUCUCUGAGGUACUCUACUCAUUUGUAAAGUAAGCAGCAAAGCAGAAGGGAGGUGCACAAGGGCUGGUUUCCCUUCUCAUUGCUGUGGAGAGCUAAGGACUAUUCUGUAGGCAGUCCAUUAUUUACAUCAACUGAAUAUUGCAAAGUCCUACAUUUGUUUGCCCUGCAAGUUGUUCUGGAGCAGGAUUUAAAUUCAGGGCACAUAGUUAUCUUUAGGGCUCACAUCUGGAUGGCACUGCAGGAGCAUAUUGCUGAAAGCAAACAGUAGUGGUUCUGAUGGUAACAAUGGAGUCUGAGAAAAUGCUGGAUGCCUGAAUAAGAUGCCAUUAAAAAAGGGGGAGAGAGAGGGAUGUCUAAUGCAGUCCAUUUAAUGUAGAACUCUCCAGAGAGAGAAGUGGGGAUUAUUCCUGCUGCCCUCCUUAUUAAAGACUGGUAGAGAAGAUGCUUGUUGGGCAAAUGGCAUCUCCGUUAACAGGCGCUCUGUUACUCAUGAAUACAUUUCUAAUUAUACCUUAAUGAUCUCAGCCACAAACAGGAAAACAAAAAUCUUUGUCUCCCGGAGUGGUUACCUUAGUGGCUGCAGGAUUGGCAAGGCGUAGGUUAUCCAUCUCCUCGCACUAAUCCCAGAGGACUUCAUUGUGAGCAAUGAGACUUGUUUAUGAAGGCGAAUUAAAUUGCUGUAAAAGGUUAUUUCAACAGACAGUUGGGAAAUCAUAAUAAAAUAAUUUAGUAAAAAUGGGAGCUAGAGUAUGCUUAAUGAAACAUGAUUAGAUUUAAUUUUCUUGCUAUUUCAAUCAUUAAAGGUACAUUAUCCUUUCUCAGACCUCAUUUGGGCUCUUUGCCACGGACCCACUUUCAGUAGCAGGCUGAAAGUUGCAUGUUCCAUUAGGAUAUGAAAAUGGCUAAUAACACCACUCUCCUCUCUCUGCUUUUUUUUUUUAAGUUUCAUUUACCAGUUUGUCUGAUAUAUUUCAGCUCUUAUCCUCUUUCAGCCUUUUAUUUCCUCUCACAUCUAUUGUAUGCAUUUUGCAGUGUGAAUAACCAACCGUUCCUGAGGAUAGUUCGAGUGAAAUGAAGUAAAACACUAAUGUCAUAACCUUAAUUACUUUUAAAUGAAGUAUGACUAAUUAAAAUUUAACUCUUUUGUUUAUUACAAACACCUAACAAAAUCAGUAUAUUAGUGAGUUCAUAUAAAACAUGUUUCUGUGCUAUCUUAAUCCUGUAGUGCAAUUUUAUUUUUUUUUAUAUUCUUUUCCUAUUAUAGUGCAGUGGGACAUUGUGUGACAUUGUAUAUGGGAUAAAAUUUCUGUCUGGCCUCUAGUGAUAAUAAAGGUAAUUCCCGAUGGUA
Molecule: messenger RNA, 5268 nt
Organism: Numida meleagris (helmeted guineafowl)
Lineage: Eukaryota; Metazoa; Chordata; Aves; Galliformes; Numididae
Gene: ULK4
Product: unc-51 like kinase 4
Exons: 32
Coding region: 438-3605 (1055 amino acids)
Biological process (GO): protein phosphorylation
Molecular function (GO): protein kinase activity; ATP binding
Source: RefSeq, a predicted model, not a curated record